AUGGCAGCCAAAGUGACAGCCGGUGAGAGCCAAGUAGACGAGCUGAAGAAAGAGGUGAUGGAUCAGAGAAUGGAGCUGAGCGUCAAGACUGAACUGCACUUCUACAAGAACAAAAUAGAGGAACUGGAGAGCAAAGAUGCAGCCCAAACAGCAGAACUAUUCACCAUGGGCCCGAUUCAUACUUAUGAAAUGUAUACCUUUCCUACUCAUGCCUUUCCUACACACUUCUCAGUAGUUGGUAUUCAGACUUACCUUAUGGAGAAGCGUAACAAGGUUUGUGGCUCCCUUGCGCACACUGAAUACAUUUAAUUCAACCCCAGAAACACCCACUGGGUGACCUACUAAUUUGAUCAGGGAGUUGUUCAAUUAGUUUCUCUGUUAAUUUAUCUAAAGCAGUCCUUUUAAAAUACUGUGUACCUUUAAUUUCAAUUUUAUCAGCACAAGACUAGAAUGUAGCAACCUGUCAGUUCCAAGUGGAACAACAUCUACAGUGGGGAAAAAAAGUAUUUAGUCAGCCACCAAUUGAGCAAGUUCUCCCACUUAAAAAGAUGAGAGAGGCCUGUAAUUUUCAUCAUAGGUACACGUCAACUAUGACAGACAAAUUGAGAUUUUUUUUUCCAGAAAAUCACAUUGUAGGAUUUUUAAUGAAUUUAUUUGCAAAUUAUGGUGGAACUUAAGUAUUUGGUCACCUACAAAGAAGCAAGAUUUCUGGCUCUCACAGACCUGUAACUUCUUCUUUAAGAGGCUCCUCUGUCCUCCACUCGUUACCUGUAUUAAUGGCACCUGUUUGAACUUGUUAUCAGUAUAAAAGACACCUGUCCACAACCUCAAACAGUCACACUCCAAACUCCACUAUGACCAAGACCAAAGAGCUGUCAAAGGACACCAGAAACAAAAUUGUAGACCUGCACCAGGCUGGGAAGACUGAAUCUGCAAUAGGUAAGCAGCUUGGUUUGAAGAAAUCAACUGUGGGAGCAUUUAUUAGGAAAUGGAAGACACACUCAUAAUCUCCCUCGAUCUGGGGCUCCACGCAAGAUCUCACCCCGUGGGGUCAAAAUGAUCACAAGAGCGGUGAGCAAAAAUCCCAGAACCACACGGGGGGACCUAGUGAAUGACCUGCAGAGAGCUGGGACCAAAGUAACAAAGCCUACCAUCAGUAACACACUACGCCGACAGGGACUCAAAUCCUGCGGUGCAGACGUGUCCCCCUGCUUAAGCCAGUACAUGUCCAGGCCCGUCUGAAGUUUGCUAGAGUGCAUUUGGAUGAUCCAGAAGAGGAUUGGGAGAAUGUCAUAUGGUCAGAUGAAACCAUAAUAUAACUUUUUGGUAAAAACUCAACUCGUCGUGUUUGGAGGACAAAGAAUGCUGAGUUGCAUCCAAAGAACACCAUACCUACUGUGAAGCAUGGGGGUGGAAACAUCAUGCUUUGGGGCUGUUUUUCUGCAAAGGGACCAGGACGACUGAUCCGUGUAAAGGAAAGAAUGAAUGGGGCCAUGUAUCGUGAGAUUUUGAGUGAAAACCUCCUUCCAUCAGCAAGGGCAUUGAAGAUGAAACGUGGCUGGGUCUAUCAGCAUGACAAUCAUCCCAAACACACCGCCCGGGCAACGAAGGAGUGGCUUCGUAAGAAGCAUUUCAAGGUCCUGGAGUGGCCUAGCCAGUCUCCAGAUCUCAACCCCAUAGACAAUCUUUGGAGGGAGUUGAAAGUCCGUGUUGCCCAGCGACAGCCCCAAAACAUCACUACUCUAGAGGAGAUCUGCAUGGAGGAAUGGGCCAAAAUACCAGCAACAGUGUGUGAAUACCUUGUGAAGACUUACAGAAAACGUUUGACCUGUGUCAUUGCCAACAAAGGGUAUAUAACAAAGUAUUGAGAAACUUUUGUUAUUGACCAAAUACUUAUUUUCCACCAUAAUUUGCAAAUAAAUUCAUAAAAAAUCCUACAAUGUGAUUUUCUGGAGAAAAAAAAUCUCAUUUUGUCUGUCAUAGUUGACGUGUACCUAUGAUGAAAAUUACAGGCCUCUCUCAUCUUUUUAAGUGGGAGAACUUGCACAAUUGGUGGUUGACUAAAUACUUUUUUUCCCCACUGUACAUUCUUUUUUCAGAUAGAAAUAACACCAAUCUCCAUGCACUGUAAUAUAUAAAUUAAUAAGAGCUAUUGAUAAGGACUAGGUAAAUUAGUAAUCUGUUUGGAUAAGGGGAUUGUAAAUAUACACUACCGGUUAAAAGUUUCAGAACUGUGGCGGGUGAUUUGGACAGAGUCAGGCGCAGGAGGGUAAAUCACAGAAUAAAUAGUUUAUUUGGUAAGACAGCGGUACGCAGCAAUGUGUAAAACACUCCAGUGCGGUAUUACGCACUGGAGAGAACAAGGCACACAGGUGAAUAUCCUGGCGAUACAACAUACAAUAUAGUAACCUCCACAAUAAACAAUCACACACAAAGACAAGGGGGGCAGAGGGAAUAUUUAUACAGGUACUGAUGAGGGGAUAUGAACCAGGUGUGUGUAAUAAACUAGACAAAACAAAUAGAAUGAUGAGAUGAGGAGCGGCAGUGGCUAGAAGGCCGGUGACGAAUAACGCCGAAGCCUGCCCGAACAAGGAGAGGAGGCAGCUUCGGAGGAAGUCAUGACAGUACUACCCCCUCCCCUCCACCCUUUGACGCGCAGCUUCAGCAGCGCGCCGACAGGAGGGAGUAGUAACCUAUAAGUAACCUUGUUUACUCUCCUCAAGACUUUGAAAGGCCCCACAAACUGCGGCCUCAGCUUCCGGCAGGGCAGGCGGAGGGGCAGAUUCCAGGUUGGGAGCCAGACCCGAUCACCCGGUACAAAGACCGGGGCCUCACUGCGGUGGCGGUCAGCAUUGGCCUUCUGGCGAUGCACGGCAUGCUGGAGGUGGACGUGGGCAGCGUUCCACGUCUCAGCCGCAUGCCGAAACCAGUCAUCCACCGCAGGGCUAUGAUGCCACGGUGCCAGGACCGGCUGAUAACCUAAAACACAUUGAAAAUGAGAUAGGUUAGUGGAGGAGUGGCGGAGAGAGUUCUGGGCAUAUUUGGCCCAUGGAAAGAACACUGACCAAUUUUGGAGAAUCUCUUAUAAAAUGGGUUAGAAUCAUGUAUAGUAACCCUAUGUGUAAAAUAGUAAAUAAUGGCUAUUUCUCAGAAAGUUUUAAACUGUCAAGAAGAGUGAAACAAAGUUGUCCACUAUCGGCAUAUCUAUUUAUUAUGGCCAUCGAGAUGUUAGCUAUUAAAAUCAGAUCCAACAAUAAUAUCAAAGGAUUAGAAAUCCAGGGCUUAAAAAAGGUGUCAUUGUACGCUGAUGAUUCAUGUUUUCUUUUAAAUCCACAACUUGAAUCCCUCCACAGCAUCAUAGAGGAUCUAGAUACAUUUUCUAACCUCUCUGGAUUACAACCAAAUUAUGAUAAAUGUACUAUAUUACGUAUUGGAUCACUAAAAAAUAAAAAAAUUACAUCACCAUGUAGUUUACCAAUAAAAUGGUCUGAUGGUGAUGUGGAUAUACUCAGAAUACAUAUCCCAAAUGAAAUAAAUGAUCUCACUCCAAUACAUUGUAAUAGAAAGUUAGCAAAAAUAGAUUAGAUCUUGCUACCAUAGAAAAGUAAAUACCUGUCAAUUUGUGGAAAAAUCACCUUGAUUAACUCUUUAGUAUUAUCCAAAUUUACCUAUUUGCUUAUGGUCUUGCCUACGCCUAGGGAACAGUUUUUUUAAUUAUAUGAGAAGAAAAAUAUUCCAUUUUAUUUGGAACGGCAAGCCAGACAAAAUUAAACGGGCCUAUUUAUAUAAUGAAAAUGAAUUCGGAGGACAGAAAUUAUUAAAUAUUAAAGCAUUAGACCUAUCACUAAAAGCUUCAGUCAUACAAAAUGUAUACUUAAAUCCGACCUGGUUCUCUAGCAAAUUAGUAAGAUUGUCUCACCCAAUGUUCAAGAAUGGCAUUUUUCCCGUUAUUCAGAUUACAACCUCACACUUUUAGUUAUUUGAAAAGGAAAUAAUCUCCCAAAUAUCUCUAUUUCUAAAACAAGCCAUAGAAAUUUGGUUGCAAUUUCAAUUUAAUCCUCCAGAAACGACAGAACAAAUAAUGCAAUAAAUAUUGUGGUUAAACUCAAAUAUACUAAUUGAUAAAAACCCUUUUCUUUUGGACAAAAUUUUUCAAAAAGGUAUAAUCUUCGUAAACGAUAUCAUCGGUAGGACUGGUAGAGUUAUGUUGCACAUGCAGCUAACAAAAACAUAUGGAAAUGUCUGCUCUACCCAAAAUUACAACCAAAUAAUUGCAGCAUUACAACAAAAAUGGAAGAGAAAAGUGGAAGGGGGAAAAUGUAAGGAACUUGUCUGUCGGCCUUGCAUUAAAGAACAUAAUUGGUUAAAGAAAACUAUGAUAAAUAACCCGUUUCAUUUAAGGACCAAAGGAUUGACAGCCGUCCCGUAUAGAUUGCAAAAUAGUUGGGAAGAGAUUUUUGACGUACCGAUCCCAUGGCAUAGUGUUUAUGAACUGAUAUGCAAAACGACGCCGGAUUCAAAACGUAGAAUUUUUCAAUUUAAAUUAUUAUAUAAAAUGAUUGCUACCAAUAUAAUAUUAUAUAUAUAUAUAUGUGGGAUACAAUCUUCCCAGCUCUGCAGAUUUUGCUGCGAAGAGACAGAAUCAUUAGAUCAUUUGUUUUGGUACUGUCCAUUUUUAGCUUGUUUUUGGACACAGGUCCAGGAAUGGCUGAAGGAUUGCAAUAUUUACCUGGAGCUAACCCUGCAGAUAGCAUUACUGGGUGAUCUGAAAAGUCAUAGUCAAUCGAUCAAUAAUAUAAUAAUACUUUUAGCAACAAUUUUUUUUUUUCAAUUUACCAUCUGUAGAAACAAUGAGAAUAGAAAGGUUCAGAACUUUUGUAAAACACUACAGUACAGUUGAAAAAUAUAUGGCAAAUGGAAAUCCAAUAUGGAUGGUGUUAAGAGAUAGAUGGGUGGUGUUGAAUAGAGUUGAAGGAUGGGACUAAUAGCAACUAACAACAACUAAUAACAACAAGAUAACUAAUAAUGUAAGCAUACUGUGUCCAUAAUUAGUAUAUAGGUUAUAGGUUGAGAGCUUUUGUGAAAGAGCACAGUUAGAAAGAUAUGGCAUAUAGAAGCAAACCGGAUGGACAUCAUGAAAAUGAACGUAGAGGUUGAGGGUAGAGGAAGUUCAGGAGUAAAAACAAACAAAAUAUAAUUAUUGUAAAAUUGACUGUGUCCAUAAAAUGUAUAUAGUAUGCUUAAGCUGGAAGUAGAGGCCUAAGCAUUGUUGUUCACUAGUUUACUCCAAUUAGAGAAGGGGUGGUGGGGUUGGAAAGUAAUGAAGGGAAAAAAAAUGUUUUUAAAGAAAUGUAUAUGUAUGUGUAUUUAUGUAUAUAUAUAUAUAUAUAUAUAUAUAUGUCAUGGUCAAAAGUUUUGAGAAUUACACAAAUAUUAAUUUUCACAAAGUCUGCUGCCUCAGUUUUUAUGAUGGCAAUUUGCAUAUACUCCAGAAUGUUAUGAAGAGUGAUCAGAUGAAUUGCAAUUAAUUGCAAAGUCCCUCUUUGCCAUGAAAAUAACCUUAAUCCCCAAAAAACAUUUCCACUGCAUUUCAGCCCUGCCACAAAAGGACCAGCUGACAUCAUGUCAGUGAUUCGCUCAUUAACUUAGGUGAGAGUGUUGACGAGGACAAGGCUGGAGAUCACUCUUUCAUGCUGAUUAAGUUAGAAUAACAGACUGGAAGCUUUAAAAGGAGGGUGGUGCUUGAAAUCAUUGUUCUUCCUCUGUUAACCAUGGUUACCUGCAUGGAAACACGUGUCAUCAUCAUUGCUUUGCACAAAAAGGGCUUCACAGGCAAGGAUAUUGCUGCUAGUAAGAUUGCACCUAAAUCAACCAUUUAUCGGAUCAUCAAGAACUUCAAGGAGAGAGGUUCAAUUGUUGUGAAGAAGGCUUCAGGGCACCCAAGAAAGUCCAGCAAGCGCCAGGACCGUCUCCUAAAGUUGAUUCAGCUGCGGGAUCGGGGCACCACCAGUGCAGAGCUUGCUCAGGAAUGGCAGCAGGCAGGUGUGAGUGCAUCUGCAUGCACAGUGAGGCGAAUACUUUUGGAGGAUGGCCUGGUGUCAAGAAGGGCAGCGAGGAAGCCACUUCUCUCCAGGAAAAACAUCAGGGACAGACUGAUAUUCUGCGAAAGGUACAGGGAUUGGACUGCUGAGGACUGGGGUAAAGUCAUUUUCUCUGAUGAAUCUCCUUUCCGAUUGUUUGGGGCAUCCGGAAAAAAGCUUGUCCGGAGAAGACAAGGUGAGCGCAACCAUCAGUCCUGUGUCAUGCCAACAGUAAAGCAUCCUGAGACCAUUCAUGUGUGGGGUUGCUUCUCAGCCAAGGGAGUGGGCUGACUCACAAUUUUGCCUAAGAACACGAAUAAAGAAUGGUACCAACACAUCCUCCGAGAGCAACUUCUCCCAACCAUCCAAGAACAGUUUGGUGACGAACAAUGCCUUUUCCAGCAUGAUGGAGCACCUUGCCAUAAGGCAAAAGUGAUAACUAAGUGUCUCUGGAACAAAACAUCAACAUUUUGGGUCCAUGGCCAGGAAACUCCCCAGACCUUAAUCCCAUUGAGAACUUGUGGUCAAGCCUCAAGAGGCGGGUGGACAAACAAAAACCCACAAAUUCUGACAAACUCCAAGCAUUGAUUAUGCAAGAAUGGGCUGCCAUCAGUCAGGAUGUGGCCCAGAAGUUAAUUGACAGCAUGCCAGGGCGGAUUGCAGAGGUCUUGAAAAAGAAGGGUCAACACUGCAAAUAUUGACUCUUUGCAUAAACUUAAUAUAAUUGUCAAUAAAAGCCUUUGGCACUUAUGGAAUGCUUGUAAUUAUAUUUCAGUAUACCAUAGUACCAUCUGACAAAAAUAUCUAAAAACACUGAAACAGCGAACUUUGUGAAGACCAAUAAUUGUGUCAUUCUCAAAACUUUUGACCAUGACUGUAUGUAUGUAUGUGUGUAUAUAUAUAUAUAUAUAUAUAUUUGUGAGGGGAAAAAAACAUAUGGGGGAUUGGAAGCGAUGCAGACAAUUGCAUUGAUGGAAGUUACAAUCUAUCUGCAAUAUUAAAGCUGAUCUAUCCCCUAAAAGAAAAAAGAAAAAGAAAAAAGAACACCGACCACUCCCCCGGCCGGUCCUGGCAGUAGGACCGCAGGAACCUACCCACAUUCUGAUUCACCUGUUCCACCUGUCCAUUAGACUCGGGGUGAAACCCAGAGGUCAGGCUGACCGAGACCCCCAGACAUUCCAUGAAAGCCUUCCAGACCCUGGAUGUAAACUGGGGACCCCGGUCAGACACUAUGUCCUCUGGCUCCCCGUAGUGCCGGAAGACGUGAGUAAACAGGGCUGCCGCAGUUUGCAGGGCCGUGGGGAGACCGGGCAGAGGAAGGAGGUGGCAGGCUUUAGAAAAGCGGUCCACAUCGACCAGGAUGGUGGUGUUACCCUGAGAGAGGGGAAGAUCAGUGAGGAAGUCAAUUGACAAGUGGGACCAUGGCCAUUGUGGAACUGGUAAGGGAUGUAACUUAACCGCUGGGAGGUGCCUAGGUGCCUUACUCUGGGUGCACACCAAGCAGGAGGAGACAUACACCCUCACGUCCUUAGCCAAGGUAGGCCACCAGUACUUCCCGGUCAGGCAGCGCGCUGUACGGCCAAUACCUGGGUGACCAGAGGAGGGAGACGUGUGUGCCCAAAAGAUAAGACGGUCAAGGACAAGAGACGGCACGUACCGCAGCACAGCUCGGCACUGAGAUGGAGAUGGCUCUGUGCGUAACGCCCGCUCUAUGUCCGCGUCCACCGCCCACACUACCGGCAACACAAUGCAGGAGGAUGGGAGUAUGGGGGUGUUGUCUAUGGGACUCUCCUCUGUGUGGUACAGCCGUGACAGCACGUCUGCCUUCACGUUCUUAGUACCUGGUAUGUAUGACAACGUGAAAUCAAACCAGGUGAAGAACAAGGCACACCUGGCCUGGCGAGGGUUCAGCCUCCUCACUGCCUGGAUAUACUCCAGGUUACGGUGGUCAGUCCAGACGGGGAAAUAGUUUUUCGCCCCCUCAAGCCAGUGCCUCCACGCGGUCAGGGCUCUGACAACAGCCAACAGCUCCCGAUCACCAACGUCAUAGUUCUGCUCCGCCGGGCUGAGCUUCUUAGAGAAAAAGGCACAGGGGUGGAGCUUGGGUGGCAUGCCUGAGCGUUGGGAUAGGACAGCACCUAUCCCUACCUCGGACGCAUCCACCUCCACUACGAACGGUAUUGAUGGAUCGGGAUGAGCCAGUACCGGGGCUAAGGUGAACAGAGCCCUCAUGUUACUGAAAGCCCUGUCAGCCUCAGCAGACCAGCGGAGCCGGGACGGCCCACCCUUCAACAGGUGAUGGGAGCUGCGAUCUUGCCAAAGCCCCGGAUAAACCUCCGAUAAUAAUUGGAAAACCCAAUAAAGCGCUGCACCUACUUUACCGUGGUUGGAGUCGGCCAAUUACGCACGGCUGAAAUGCUGUAUCCCUCCAUCUCCACACCUGAGGUGGUGAUGUGGUAUCCGAGGAAGGAGACGGACUGUUGGAAGAACAGACACUUUUCUGCCUUGGCAUACAGGUCAUGCUCCAACAGUUGGCCCAGCACUCUGCGAACCAGGGACACAUGCUCGGCACGCGUAGCGGAAUACACCAGAAUGUCAUAGAUGUAGACCACCACACUGCAACCAAGCAUGUGCCGAAACACCUCGUUCACAAAGGACUGGAAGACUGAUGGAGCAUUCAUCAACCCGUACGGCAUCACCUGGUAUUCGUAAUGCCCCUUGGUUGUGCUGAAUGCUGUCUUCCACUCGUCCCCUUCCCGGACACGCACCAGGUUGUACGCACUCCGGAGAUCUAAUUUCGUGAAGAAGCGCGCCCCAUGCAUUGAUUCGAUAACAGAGGAGAUGAGGGAUAGAGGGUAACAAUAGCGAAUGGUAGUUUGAUUAAGUGCCCAGUAAUCAAUGCAAGGGCGCAGACCUCUGUCUUUCUUCUUCAUGAAAAAGAAACUCGAGGAGCCAGACGAAGUGGAGGGACGUAUGAACCCCUGGUGCAGGGACUCGGAGACGUAUGUCUCCAUAGCCUCCGUUUCAGCCAGCGACAAGGGAUAGACAUUACUCCUGGGAGGCACAGCGUCUAACUGGAGGUUUAUUGCGCAAUCCCCCGCCCGAUGGGGUGAUAAUUUGGUUGCCUGCGUUUUGGAAAACGCGUGUGCCAAGUCGAGGUAUUCGGGGGGAAUGUGCACGGUGGAGGUAGUGUCUGGACUUUCCACCGUUGUUGCACCAACGGAAACAGCUUGACACUUACCCUGACACUCUCGUGACCACCCCGUGAGAACCCUCUGCGGCCAUGAAAAGGUGGGGUCGUGUAGUGCGAGCCAGGGAAGACCCAACACAACAGGGAAAUCAGGGGAAUCAAUUAUAAAAAAGGUGAUUUGCUCUCUAUGGGUCUCCUGCAUAAUCAUCGUGACUGGUGCUGUAACCUCCCUAACAUAACCUGACCCUAAUGGUCAACUGUCAAGUGCUUUGAUGGGCAAUGAAAUGGGUAGGGUAACCAUAGACUAUUAGCUAAAGACCUGUCCAUGAAGUUCCCAGCUGCGCCUGAAUCGACCAGCGCCUUACACUGGGGAACUACUGUGUAAUCAGGGAAGGUGACGUGUAUGGUGAAGUGCGCAGCAGAGGGCUCUGAACGAUUGUGGGUUUGCGCUACCUGGGGUGACGCGAGAGUGCCCUGCCUGCCACCUCCAGACCCAGAAAAACUCUGACGACAGCGUGCAGCAGAGUGUCCUCACUUGCCACAAGAGUGACACUGGAGUUGUCGUCCUUCGUUCUCCUGGAUCGCUGCACCACCCAGCUCCAUCGGAACGUAAUCCGGGGUUGAAGGGGGGUGAAACAGGCAGGCCCCUUCCAGGAUGUCCUCUGGAAGCCAGCAGGUUGUCCAACCGGAUGGCCAUGUCCAACAGCUGGUUGAAAGUCAACGUGGUAUCCCGGCAGGCUAGCUCCCUUCGGACGUCCUCUCGCAGGCUGCACCGGAAGAGGUCGAUGAGGGCCUGCUCAUUCCACCCGGACCCAGCCGCUAGAGUUCUAAACUCCAGGGCAAAGUCCUGCGCGGUCCUUGUCCCCUGCCUCAGAUGGACCAGCCGCUCACCCGCCUCUCUUCCUUCGGGAGGGUGAUCGAAGACUGCCCGGAAGAGGCGAGUGAACUCCUCGCAGUUGUCCAACGUGUCUCCUCCUUCACUCCAGACUGCGUUGGCCCACUCCAGGGCUUUUCCCAAGAGGCAGGAGACGAGGGCGGACACCUUCUCCCGCUCCGAUGGAGCCGGGAUGAUGGUAGAAAAAUAGAGGUCCAGCUGCAGGAGGAAUCCCUGGCAGUGGCAGCUGUCCCGUCAUACUCCAUCGGUCGGGAUAGGUGAAUCCCUCUGGGUGCUGGGGUGUGGGUGGCUGGAUCCGGUCGCUCAGCUGGUCCCGAAGGGUCGGGUCCUCUCCUCUCCAGCCGUUGGACGACCUGGAGAACCCAAUCCAUCGCUUCGCCCAAGCUGGCUAACAUGUUGGAAUGCUCCCGGACCCGCUCCAUGACUCCAGGCAUAUUCCUGUCUCCUGCUGACUCCAUGCUGUUGGGUGUGUGAUUCUGUGGCGGUUGAUUUGUACGGAGUCAAGCGCAGGAGGAACGGUACGCAUCAAUGCGUAAAACACCCCAGUGCGGUAUUAUGGCGCAUUGGAGAGAACAAGGCACACGGGUGAAUAUCUCAGCGAUACAAAAUACAAUAUAGCUCCACCAAGCUAUGGUAAACUCCACAAUAAACAAUCACACACAAAGACAAGGGGGGCAGAGGGAAUACUUAUACAGGUACUGAUGAGGGGAUAUGAACCAGGUGUGUGUAAUAAACAAGACAAAACAAAUGGAUGAGAUGAGGAGCGGCAGUGGCUAGAAGGCCGGUGACGACGAACGCCGAAGCCUGCUCGAACAAGGAGAGGAGGCAGCUUCGGAGGAAGUCGUGACAAGAACACCUACUCAUUCAAGGGUUUUUCUUUAUUUUUACUAUAUUUUCUACAUUGUAUAAUAAUAGUGAAGACAUCAAAACUAUGAAGUAACACAUAUGGAAUCAUGUAGUAACCAAAAAAGUGUUAAACAAAUGAAAAUAUGUUAUAUUUGAGAUUCUUCAAAUAGCCACCCUUUGCCUUGAUGACAGCUUUGCACACUUUUGGCAUUCUCUCAACCAGCUUCAUGAGGGAGUCACCUGGAAUGCAUUUCAAUUAACAGGUGUUCCUUGUUAAUUUAAUUUGUGGAAUUUAUUUCCUUAUUAAUGCAUUUGAACCAAUCAGUUGUGUUGUGACAAGGUAGGGGUGGUAUACAGAAGAUAGCCCUAUUUGGUAAAAUACCAUAUUAUGGCAAGAGCAGCUCAAAAAAGGAAAGAGAAAUGACAGUCCAUCAAUACUUUAAGACAUGAAGGUCAGUCAAUACGGAAAAUGUCAAGUUUCUUCAAGUGCAGUUGCAAAAGCCAUCAAGCGCAAUGAUGAAACUGGCUCUCAUGAGGAUUGCCACAGGAAUGGAAGACCCAGAGUUACCUCUGCUGCAGAGGAUAAGUUCAUUAGAGUUACCAGCCUCAGAAAUUGCAGCCAAAAUGAAUGAGUUCAAUUAACAGACACAUCUCAACAUUAACUGUUCAGAGGAGACACUGUCUGUGAUUUAUUUAGAAUUCAAGGCACACUUAACCAGCAUGGCUACCGCAGCAUUCUGCAGCGAUACGCCAUCCCAUCUGGUUUGGGCUUAGUGGGACUAUCAUUUGUUUUUCAUCAGGACAAUGACCCAACACACCUCCAAACUGUGUAAGGGCUAUUUUACCAAGAAGGAGAGUGUUGGAGUGCUGCAUCAGAUGACCUGGCCUCCACAAUCCCCUGACAUCUACCAAAUUGAGAUGGUUUGGGAUGAGUCGGACCACAGAGUGAAGGAAAAGCAGCCAACAAGUGCUCAGCGUAUGUGGGAACUCCUUCAAGACUGUUGGAAAAGCAUUCCAGGUGAAGCUGGUUGAGAGAAUGCCAAGAGUGUGCAGAGCUGUCAUCAAGGCAAACGGUGGCUAUUUGAAGAAUCUGAAAUAUAAAAUAUAUUUUGAUUUGUUUAACACUUUUUUGGUUAUUACAUGAUUUCAUAUGUGUUAUUUCAUAGUUUUGAUGUCUUCACUAUUAUUCUACAAUAUAGAAAAUAGUAAAAAUAAAGAAAAACCCUUGAAUGAGUAGGUGUUCUAAAACGUUUGACCGGUAGCGUAGGCUAAAUUACAAUUGUUUACAUAUAUGUUACCUUAUGAUCUCUGGAGACAAAUGUGAAACCAGUCAUAUUUCAGCUAAAUGAAAAGCAUGUUAACAAGACAGGUAUUUCGGCCUCUUUUCCACAGUGAAGUAUAAAUAGCUGUGUGGUUUUUCAGAAUUUUAAUUGUAGGCCUCUGGCUUCAUAAUUUACAGGAGCAAGAUUUGGAGACCCAAGCCGAGGCUGUAGCCUAUGGAAACCCAUCCACACUGACAGCGAAAAAAAAUUAUUUUUCGUUUUUUAAACAACUAAUUGACCAAGUCGGUUUAAUUAUUUGAAUUCCAUUUCGUUCUGUGAGCUCAAUGCCUACAUUGCACAGUUUCUCUAGAGUUAAAAGUUGUAGUUUCCAACAGGCCAAUAUUCUGCAUAGUUAAGCACAUAAUAUGUGGUAAUUAACUACAAUGAUCAUAAUCCAUUGCGCACCUACUUGUCCAGUCUGUGUGUUUCUUUUAUGCGAUUGUGAGGGGAUAUAGAGAGCAGCUGUUGCUUUGCGAGGUAUCUCUACGUGAAAAUACAUGAUCUAAGUGAUUAAUAGGUGGUAUUCAGCAGUCAUAAAAUGAUGCCUUAUUUACUUUGAAGAACUACAAAAUAGUGAUUUUGUCAGACUGCAUAGGCAGCAGCUCUAUAGAGAUGAGAUGAUAACUUGGAAUAAAAUAAUAAAGUCAUCAAAUAAAACAAAUGUAAUAUAUACAACAACUUAAAUAUUUUAUUGUAAUGUGAAUAAAUUAUUGUUAAUAAGUGAUAAGCAGUAAUGGGCAAGCACUAACAUCACCACUUUGUAUUAACUUCGUUAUCGGCGGUCACAGAGAGACAGAUCAACGUCUUGAUUGUAUGUUUAGCAGAGAUCUUCUGUGUUUAAAGUGACACGGUAGGGAAAAAACGCAACGAAGGACGCACUUAGCUGUUCUAUGAGUGGCCUGAGGCAGACGGUAAAUAACGAGCGUUUUCAAGUGCAACUUUAGUAACAAUGGUUUUGGGAAACAGCUCAGAGAUUUAACGAUGUUCCUACGAAGGUUCUAAUGAGGAACUUAGCCUUAAGAUGCUUUUGGAAAACCGGGCCCUGAACCGUUCUCUCCAUACAUUCUAGUGAGUUUGUCUAGAAAAUUCAGGUACACCAAAUGUAAAGGGGUGGCUUUAGAUAAAUGUACUAAAAACCCUAUUGAAUGAACUCCACAAGAAAAUCUGUUGGCCAGGAAGUGGGAGGGUUGUCAGCUGUUGAAUUAAAUAUAUUUAGUGUGCGCAAGGGAACUACGUCUGAAUACCAACUACUGAAAAGUGCAUAGGAAAGUUGUGCAUAAGAAAGGUGUACUUUUCCUAAGUAUGAAUCGGGUCCAUGGUGAAUAGUUCUGCUGUUUGGGCUGCAUCUUUGCUCUCCAGUUCCUCUUCUUUGUUCUUGUAGAAGUGCAGUUCAGUCUUAGUGACACUCACCUCCAGUCUCUGAUCCAUCACCUCUUUCUUCAGCUCCUCUACUUGGCUCUCACCGGCUGUCACUUUGGCUGCCAUGUUCCUCAGCUCCACUCUCUGCUCCACCACCAUGUCUCUCAGCAGUCUCAGCUCACUCCAGAUGUCAGCGGUUUUGUCUGUGUCUUUGUAACAUCACUUUCCGUGCUCUCUCCCCAUUCCUGUGACCCUGUUGAGUGAUGUAAUUCUCUCUAACCUCUCCACUCUCUCCCUGUGCACAUGCCACAGAGAGGCAGAACAGCAACAACAGCAGCAUUACAGUACUACCCAUUCUUAAAUUAAUACCUCAAACUAAUUAAGCAUACUGGACUCAGUCCCUUUAUAUACCAACUGGUCUUUGUGGACCAGUACAUGGGAAAUUAACACUUGUUCAAGGUUGAAAUUUCGAGCUCAUUGUUAAGGACUGUGGAUGAUAACAUAAUACAGGUACAGAUUAUUCCAUGCCAAGUCAUUCACAUUUUGGUUGUUGACGGAGCCAUGGGACAGUCAAACCUGUUACUUAGUCCUAAACUAGGUCAUCUUGUGUGUCUAAGCUUGUGAAAACCCAUAUGUGCAGGUUGAAGCUCUAUGUGGUACAGUGGGUCAGCUCGAUACAAUCUAUCUUCACAUCAAUGUCCAUUAAUGUGUGAUAGAGAGGCUGUGUUGUUAGGACGAAUAACAGCUCAAGCAGGGUUAUAACCUCAGUGUCCCCUGAUAACCAGUGUAAUCACACCUGUGUGGCGUGUUCACCUGGUAGAGCCUCUGUUACAGUGUAAUGUGUCUACAAUGUUUAGGCGUCAAGCAUCUGAACACUCAGAGUAGAGGUCAAGCGUUUGCUCCUGUGCCUUUUAAAUCACAAUGAAUGUAAUUAUAUGGACAGAGGGGACCUGAUCCUAGAUCAAAACUCCAAUUGUGAGAUGCUUAGACCCAUGGGGAGGCGCACAAUUGGCCCAGUGUCGUCCAGGGUAGGGGAGGGAAUGGCCGGCAGGAAUGUAGCUCAGUUGGUAGAGCAUGGAGUUUGCAACUCCAGGGUUGUGAGUUCGAUUCCCACGGGGGGCCAGUAUGAAAAAUAAAAAUGUAUACACUCACUAACUGUAAGUCGCUCUGGAUAAGAGUGUCUGCUAAAGGACUCAAAUGUAAAAUGUAGAUGCUUGAUACAUAUGGCCCCUGAGGGCUUCCUGUGUUGGCCCUGCAGUCUUUUAUCACGGCCCAGCAUCUCUAAUGGAUCUCUCUCCAGCUGCCUUUGUUCUCAGAACAAUCUCAUGAAAUGUUAAUGCAUGGCCAAGGAUGGAAUGUCACCCUCACUUUCUCCCUCUCUUUCAUCCCCCCAUCUCCAAUCCCCUUUCCUUCUCUACUUCUCUCCUGUAUCAACUUCACCUUAUUUUUUCUCUCUACCUUUUUCGGUGUUACAACCUUCAUCUUUCUCUUUCUCUCUAUCUCCCUCUUUCUCUCUCUCUCUCUUUCUCUCUCUCACUCUCUCCCUCUUUCCCCUCAACCCUCUCUCUCUCUCCUGCAGGAUGUUUGACGUGGGCGGCCAACGCUCAGAGAGGAAGAAGUGGAUCCAUUGUUUUGAAGGAGUCACAUCCAUCAUAUUCUGUGUGGCGCUGAGUGCUUAUGACCUGGUGCUAGCUGAGGAUGAGGAGAUGGUGAGGAGGAAGAGUCACCUAUCCUAUCCUAUUAUAUUUCUAUGAUCCACAUAUUUUCAACUGGUCACUCGUUACUUGUCAUCAUGUCGUGGGCUACACAGAACAUCCAUAUACUGUACAUAUUAUAAAGCAUAUGUUACAUCUCUACAUAAUAUACUGUAUGUGCACUGGAAUAGGCUAUUAGAUUAGAUAUAUUUUAUUUUAUAGGGGUGUAAAUGUAAUUGAUAAUCAAAUCAAAUCAAAUGUUAUUUGUCACAUGCUUCAUAGACAACAGGUGUAGACUAACAGUGAAAUGCUUACUUAUGGGUUCAUUUCCAACAAUGCAGAGUUAAAGAUAAGAUAUACACUACCAGUCAAAAGUUUGGACACACCUACUCAUUCAAGGGUUUUUCUUUAUUUUUACAAUUUCUACAUUGUAGAAUAAUAGUGAAGACAUCCAAACUAUGAAAUAACACAUAUGGAAUCAUGUAGUAACCAAAAAGGUGUUAAACAAAUCAAAAUAUAUUUUAUAUUUGAGAUUCUUCAAAUAGCCACCCUUUGCCUUGAUGACAGCUUUGCACACUCUUGGCAUUCUCUCAACCAGCUUCAUGAGGUAAUCACCUGGAAUGCAUUUCAAUUAGCAGGUGUGCCUUCUUAAAAGUUAAUUUGUGGAAUUUCUUUCCUUCUUAAUGUGUUUGAGCCAAUCAGUUGUGUUGUGACAAGGUAGGGGUGGUAUACCGAAGAUAGCCCUAUUUGGUAAAAGACCAAGUCCAUAUUAUGGCAAGAACAAAUCAAAAAAGCAAAGAGAAACGACAGUCCAUCAUUACUUUAAGACAUGAAGGUCCGUCAAUAUGGACAAUUUUAAGAACUUUGAAAGUUUCCAUCAAAAAAAAACAUCAAGCGCUAUGAUGAAACUGGCUCUCAUGAGGAGCGCCACAAGAAUGGAAGACCCAGAGUUACCUCUGCUGCAGAGGAUAAGUUCAUUAGCAUUACCAGCCUCAGAAAUUGCAGCCCAAAUAAAUGCUUCACAGAGUUCAAGUAAAAGACACAUCUCAACAUCAACUGUUCAGAUGAGACUGUGUGAAUCAGGCCUUCAUGGUCGAAUUGCUGCAAAGAAACAACUACUAAAUGACACCAAUAAGAAGAAGAGACUUGCUUGGGCCAAGAAACAAGAGCAAUGGACAUUAGACUGGUCGAAAUGUGUCCUUUGGUCUGGAGUCCAAAUUUGAGAUUUUUGGUUCCAACAGCUGUGUCUUUGUGAGACGCGGUGUGGGUGAGAGGAUGAUCUCCGCAUGUGUAUUUCCCACCGUAAAGCAUGGAGGAGGAGGUGUUAUGGUGUGGGGGUUCUUUGCUGGUGACACUGUCUGAUUUAUUUAGAAUUCAAGGCACACUUAACCAGCAUGGCUACCACAGCAUUCUGCUGCGAUACGCCAUCCCAUCUGGUUUGGGCUUAGUUGGGCUAUCAUUUGUUUUUCAUCAGGACAAUGACCCAACACACCUCCAGGCUGUGUAAGGGCUAUUUUACCAAGAGGGAGAGUGAUGCGGGGAUGCAUCAGAUGACCUGGCCUCCACAAUCACCCGACCUCAACCCAAUCGAGAUGGUUUGGGAUGAGUUGGACCGCAGAGUGAAGGAAAAGCAGCCAACAAGUGCUCAGCAUAUGUGGGAACUCCUUCAAGACUGUUGGAAAAGCAUUCCAGGUGAAGCUGGUUGAGUGAAUGCCAAGAGUGUGCAACGCUGUAAUCAAGGCAAAGGGUGGCUAUUUGAAGAUUUGUUUAACACUUUUUUGGUUACUACAUGAUUCCAUAUGUGUUAUUUAAUAGUUUUGAUGUCUUCACUACAAUGUAGAAAAUAGUAAAAAUAAAGAAAAACCCUUGAAUGAAUAGGUGUGUCCAAACUUUUAACUGGUACUGUAUACUGUAUACACUACAUGACCAAAAGAUCUCAUUCCAAAAUCAUGGACAUUAAUAUGGAGUUGGUCCCCCCUUUGCUGCUGUAACAGCCUCCACUCUUCUGGGAAGGCUUUCCACUAGAUGUUGGAACAUUGCUGUGGGGACCUGCUUCUAUUCAGCCACAAGAGCAUUGGUGAGGUUGGGCACUGAUGUUGGGCGAUUAGGCGUGGCUCACUGUCGGCGUUCCAAUUCAUCCCGAAUGUGUUCGAUAUGGUUGAGGUCUUCCACACCGAUCUCGACAAACAAUUUCUUUAUGGACCUCGCUUUGUUCACGGGGGCAUUGUCAUGCUGAAACAGGAAAGAGCCUUCCCUAAACUUUUGCCACAAAGUUGGAAGCACAGAAUCGUCUACAAAGUAAUUAUAUGCUGUAUGUAGCGUUAAGAUUUCCCUUCACUGGAACUAAGGGGCCUAGCCCGAUCCAUGAAAAACAGCCCCUGACCAUUAUUCCUCCUCCACCAAACUUUACAGUUGGCACUAUGCAUUGGGGCAGGUAGCGUUUUCCUGGCAUCCGCCAAACAGAUUCGUCCGUUGGACUGUCAGAUGGUGAAGCGUGAUUCAUCACUCCAGAGAAUGUGUUUCCACUGCUCCAGAGUCCAAUGGCGGCGAGCUUUACACCACUCUAGCCGACGCUUGGCAUUGCGCAUGGUGAUCUUAGGCUUGUCUGCUGCUGCUCGGCAAUGGAAACCCAUUUCAUGAAGCUCCCGAUGAACAGUUCUUGUGCUGACAUUGCUUCCAGAGGCAGUUUGGAACUCGGUGGUGAAUGUUGCAACCGAGGACAGACGAUUGGCCUACCACCUCACGGCUGAGCCAUUGCUGCUCCUAGGCAUUUCCACUUAAUGAUAACAGCACUUACAGUUGGAAAGGUGGUAUCCUAUGACGGUGCCACGUUGAAAGUCACUGAGCUUUUCAGUAAGGCCAUUCUACUGCCAAUUUUUGUCUAUGGAGAUUGCAUGUAGGAGAGAUAGUUAAAAAAAGGGUCAAUUCAGGUAGUCUGGGCAUCCUUUUGGCUUUGGGGUAGAAGCCUUUCAGGGUCCUGUUAGUUCCAGACUUGGCACAUUGGUACCGCUUGCCAUGCGGUAGCAGAGAGAACAGUCUGUUGCUUGGGUGGCUGGAGUCUUUGACAAUUAUUUGGGCCUUCCUCUGACACCACCUCGUAUAGAAGUCCUGGAUGGCAGGUAGCUCGGCCCCAGUGAUGUACUGGGCCAUACGCACUACCCUCUGUAGCACCUUGCGGUCAGAUGCCAAGCAGUUGCCAUACCAGUCAAGAUGAUGUUGCCAGUCAAGAUGCUCUCGAUGGUGCAGCUGUAUAACUUUUUGAGGAUCUGAGGGCCCAUGCCAACUCUUUUCAGGCUCCUGAGUGGGAAGAGGAGUUGUCGUGCCCUCUUCACGACUCUGUUGGUUUGUUUGGACCAUGAUAGGUCUUUAGUGAUGUGGACACUGAGGAACUUGAAGCUCUCAACCUGCUCCAAUACAGCCCCGUCGAUGUGAAUGGGGGGAGUGCUCGGCCCUCCGUUCCCUGUAGUCCAUGAUCAUCUCCUUUGUCUUACUGACGUUGAGGGAGAGGUUAUUGUCCUGGCACCCCACUGAUAUACCACUCACACAAUAUUUACAGUAAGUGUGGGCUGAGGACUUAAUAACCUGAAGAGCAGUUAAAUCUGCUAAGAUAUCAUCAAAUUCCUGUGCAAUGAUCCAUUUGUUUCCUUCACUUUGGUGUGAAGCACCAAAUCAAUACACCGCUUAUGUAAGUACAGGAAAGAAUAAGAUGGAAAGAGCCAUCCUACUUCACAGACACUGCAUUUUGUGAUCCCACGUUAAUUCAAUAGUCUUGUUAAGCAGUUAUAGCUCACUAAUUCUUAGGACCAAAUAGACCAUUGAUAUAUUUCUAUGGAUGUUAUAUAGACGUUCACCUGAUUUACUUCUUAUUGGUCCCUUUUUUCUAUGGCACAAUAAUCCAUUUUUAUCAGUGUGCGAACAAUAUGCUUCCUCUCACCAUCCCCCUAACACAAAGACACUCUCAGCUUCUCUAUCUCUACUACUGCAGUGAGAGAGGAGAAAGCAUAGACACAUUCACAAAAUACAUACUGUACCACUAGCCUAUACAGCUAGAUUUCAAAUGUGAGGAGUCACUGCCCCCUGGUGGCAGAUUUGAUGUUUUAUCCUUUGUCCUUGGAGGCGAUGUGACCAAGUAUUUAUCUGUCUGGCUCUGUCUGUCUGCCUGUCUGCCUGUCUGCCUGUCUGCCUGUCUGCCUGUCUGUCUGUCUGUCUGUCUGUCUGUCUGUCUGUCUGUCUGUCUGUCUGUCUGUCUGUCUGUCUGUCUGUCUGUCUGUCUGUCUGUCUACCAGAACCGGAUGCAUGAGAGCAUGAAGCUGUUUGACUCCAUCUGCAACAACAAGUGGUUCACAGAGACCUCCAUCAUCCUCUUCCUCAACAAGAAGGAUCUGUUUGAGGAGAAGAUUACAUGCAGCCCCUUGUCUAUUUGCUACCCCGAGUACACAGGUAGAGAAUCUUACCAAUGUAUCCCCACUGGGCACAGACAUAAAUUCAAAGCCUAUUCCACGUUUGUUCAACGUAAUUUCAUUGAAAUGAUGUGGAAACAACGUUGAUUCAACCAGUGUGUGCCCAGUGGGUCUGUAGCACUGCAACAUAAAGCAGCUGCAGUGCACUCUGACAGAGAAAUCAUGUAGUUGUGAUUGUUGAGGCUAUAGCUACUUCAGCUGCAAUAGUAGCUCUAGCCGUUUAUUACUGAUGGUAUCAGCAGCAGUUGAAACAGUGACAGAAUAUUGGGGGAUAUUGAGCUUACCAGUGAUGAUUUCUAAGAGAUGUCAACUUAUAAUUCAUUAAUAGUGUUUUAUCUUGGAAUCAAUCAAUUGUAAUGUCUGGCAUCUCAUCACAUGCUAUAAUGUUUUAUUUAUUUUUACUAUUUUUAUCCCUUGCUACUCAGGAGCCAACAAAUACGACGAGGCAGCGAGUUAUAUCCAGACUAAGUUUGAGGACCUGAACAAGAAGAAGGACACGAAGGAGAUCUAUACCCACUUCACCUGCGCCACCGACACCAAGAAUGUCCAGUUUGUCUUUGAUGCCGUCACCGACGUCAUCAUCAAGAACAACCUGAAGGACUGUGGUCUCUUCUAA
Messenger RNA from Coregonus sp. 'balchen', 20462 nucleotides. Lineage: Eukaryota; Metazoa; Chordata; Actinopteri; Salmoniformes; Salmonidae. The record is from the annotation of a GenBank genome assembly.